This is a messenger RNA of Protopolystoma xenopodis, 318 nucleotides long. The record is from the annotation of a GenBank genome assembly. Lineage: Eukaryota; Metazoa; Platyhelminthes; Monogenea; Polystomatidea; Polystomatidae.
AUGUCGCGCUUCGCUCUGUCCGAGUCCGUCUGCUUGAUCAGCCCCAGGCGAACGACCUCUUCUGCUCGUGCAUUUUCGCCUGGAGACCUGUCAAUCAGACAGUCUGCUGAAAUUGUGGCCCCUAUCCAGUCGAGACCAGACAACCGACAGUCGCCGAGCUGGCGAAAAAGCGACUCAUCCAUUGGCCCGACUGCCUCACAGACAGUGGCCGAAUUGACAGACCGGACUUCUGUUGGCAACGGCCUCAAUCCGGCCCGAUUGACGCCCCAUCCCCUCCUCGCCCAACCAAAAGGGCCAGAAAAGGGCGCGACUGCCUAG